This is a messenger RNA of Diachasma alloeum, 2182 nucleotides long. It is a transcript of the gene app, whose product is annotated as palmitoyltransferase app. Gene Ontology annotation, cellular component: Golgi apparatus; endoplasmic reticulum. Bases 354 to 1748 code for a protein of 464 amino acids. Gene Ontology annotation, biological process: protein targeting to membrane; peptidyl-L-cysteine S-palmitoylation. The transcript has 10 exons. Lineage: Eukaryota; Metazoa; Arthropoda; Insecta; Hymenoptera; Braconidae. Gene Ontology annotation, molecular function: protein-cysteine S-palmitoyltransferase activity. The record is from RefSeq and is a predicted model, not a curated record.
UUGCCGAGUGAGCGAAUGAGUGAUUAAUGUGAAAAUUACCUCGCUUACUCGUUUUAUUCCUUCGAAAAAAAUGAAAAAGUUGAUAGUCAAUGUGAACUGAGUUGAAAAAUUUCAAGUGGUUCGUGCGGAUUACCUGGACUCGGAGUGAUACUGCCAGGAAGUGAUACAGGUGUUUUUCUCAUGGAUUUUCAUGCAUUCCACCGAGAAAAAUAUGAUCGGAGCGAGUACACUUGGAGUCAGCGGCCUUGCACGUCGUAAAGAUGAUCCGAAAAACAGUCGCAUUAUUAACUCGUGAAUGAUUCCAAGGUCUACAUGCUCCUAAAGUAUAGAUAAUAAAGAGAAUAAAACUGAAGAUGCCGCACGUGACAAGAAAGUGGGAAUUAUUUCCCGGAAGAAAUAGAUUCUGCUGUGACGGAAGAAUCAUGAUGGCACCACAAACUGGUGUAUUCUACAUAACUGUAUGCCUGAUUGCUGGAACGAGUGCAUUAUUUUUUGCAUUUGACUGUCCAUAUCUCUCGAUACACAUAACACCAGCUAUACCAGUCAUUGGUGGUUUGCUUUUUAUAUUUGUAAUGUCAGCAUUGCUCAGAACGAGUUUCAGUGAUCCUGGAGUUAUUCCCAGGGCUACGCCUGAUGAGGCUGCCUACAUAGAGAAACAAAUAGAAGUGCCAAACAACGGCAAUUCACCUACUUAUAGACCGCCACCGAGAACAAAAGAGAUCCUUGUCAAAGGACAAUUAGUGAAAUUGAAGUAUUGCUUUACAUGUAAGAUAUUUAGGCCACCGCGAGCGUCACAUUGCAGCCUCUGCGACAAUUGUGUUGAGGGAUUCGACCAUCACUGCCCGUGGGUAGGCAACUGCGUGGGUCGGAGAAACUACAGGUAUUUUUAUGCAUUUAUCGUAUCCCUGGCAUUUCUCUGCGUCUUCAUCUUUGCCUGUGCAAUUACCCACCUCAUUAUGCUUACUAGGGAUGAGACUCCAUUCUUGGAGGCUGUGAAGUUGUCUCCAGGGAGUGUAAUCGUCGGGGUAGUCUGUUUCUUCUCAGUCUGGAGUAUUCUAGGUCUAGCUGGGUUCCACACGUACCUCACAACGAGCAAUCAAACGACCAAUGAAGACAUAAAGGGGUCGUUUUCGAGCAAACGAGAACAGGAGAGUUUUAAUCCUUACAGUCAAGGAAACAUAUGUGAAAACUGCUUCUAUGUUCUCUGCGGGCCCGCUCCACCCAGUCUCAUCGAUCGAAGAGGCGUAGUAACACCUGGUUACAGAGCGGAACAUGAAAGAGUCGGUGAAGACUACGUAAUUGCUAAUAAUAAAGCCUAUGGGACUGUGAAAAUAAUUCAACCACAGGUAAAUGGAAACAGCAUUCCACCGAUGGACACCGAGCUGAGUGGUUCAAUGAAUAAUCUCGUAUCCGGACGUCGUUCUCCGCGAAUAGAAUCCCUGAACGGCAGUACGACAAAUAGCGUGAGCCACCUCGUAACCAACGAAGUUCCACUGGCCUCAUUCAAAAUACCCCCAAUUGACAUUGAUGAGAUAGCCCCAUUGCCUUCAAGGCAAUCUGGGAUCAUGUCCUCAGCGAGCGCCAACACUGUAUCACCAAUGACAGCAGUAACACCACUGUCUGCCUCUCGACUGAGGCUACUUCAAGACACAACUAUGAUUGAAUCUGCCCUGGAUCUAGAUUCACUCGAGGACUCUAGUGUCGGUCGCGGUAGUCAAAUGGGCCUCAUAAAAAUGGGAGUUGUUUAGAACAAAUGAAUAUUGAUUAAGGAGAGACAUUUUUUCUAGAUAGAGCGAAAUUUUUUGAGUUCAUGGAUGGUAAUUCAAUAAUAGGAGCAGAUCCACGUCAAAUUAGCAGGACAAGAAAGUUGGUGCUGGGGAUUUUCGUCUCAAGUUUUUUCUGAAAAGAUGGGGAUUAGAUAAAAAUUUUGAAAAAUGAACCAUUGAAAAAUAUGGAUAAUUGAGGGAGUUAUGAUUUUUUUUUAUUGCUAGUUUAGGUACAAAAAAAAUUGUUUUCCAAAUUGGCCCCAAUUUCUCGGUGGGGUUUCAAGCUAUCAAAUCGCCCUUUCGCAAACUCAGAGAACGUGAAAAACACUUCAUAAUGAGAGGUCAUACAUAACAUUAUCUUCAGUUUGACGGGGUUUAUACGAAAGAAGGUUUUUUUAUCGUUAAUUACUCAAAGU